Meloidogyne enterolobii is the source of this 3768-nucleotide messenger RNA. The record is from the annotation of a GenBank genome assembly. NCBI's taxonomy places the organism in Eukaryota, Metazoa, Nematoda, Chromadorea, Rhabditida, Meloidogynidae.
UGCUUUUAUUUUUUAAUUUGGCCUUUUUCAUCAAAUGAAGAAGAAAUGUUGUUUGUAAAUAUUGGCAGUCCCUACCAAUUUGUUUUUGAUAGAAGACUAAACUUGAAGUUUGUAUUUUUGUUAAUUCUCGUUCCUUGUAUUUUUGGCAAACAAGAACAAAGUGUGAUAAAGAAGGCUGAACAACUUUCACGUGCUCUUAGAAGCAUUUUUGAGGAUGGAACAAAAUAUGAGGAAAUUUCUAAAGCAUAUUCGGACCUUACAGACGCGGAUGUUUUUAAUCCGGAAGAGGAAUUGAAGACAAUAAAGGAGGAAAUUGAACAAUAUUUAAAGGAACGGGCAGCAAUCGCUUGGAAUGCCAAAAUUAGUUUGGAACAACGCCCAUUAAAUUUUGAUGAAGGAAAAAAUGGGGAAAAUGAAACUAAAUUAGAAGAUUUGAAUGACCCAAAUAAACAUUCUUUUGUUCGAUAUUUGAAUGUGAAGAAGAUGAAUGAUGGCUCGACGCUUUAUAAAAAUAAUUUUGGAGGGUCUUAUGAGGUAAACGGUAGUCGUCAAGUUCGUCUCCGCCCCAAUCCAAAUUUUUACGGUUUACCAACAAGUUCAGAAUCUUCAGCUGUUCAUGUACCCACACCUAUAUAUAAUAGAGAUCCAGAAUUGCUUCAACGUAUUCGUUGGUCAGAUAUAGACCAACAAUAUCGCCGUAAUAGAGAGCAAUUAAAAGAUUUAAAUUUUCAGAAGUUCUGCUCAGAUUCUGGAUUUAUGCGUUUCUUUCCCAGUGCCCCAUGGCUGUGGGAGGAUAGACAAUCAGAAUUGGACCUGUUUGAUUGUAGAAACACAGAAUGGUAUGUUGAAGCAGCUACAAUUCCAAGAAAUUUAAUUAUUCUUUUGGACACUUCUGGUUCAAUGCUUGGCCAACGUUUUGAAAUUGCUAGACAAACAAUUGAAUCGAUACUUAGUACAUUGUCAGACAGCGACUUUUUUAAUAUAAUUCAGUUUUCAAAAACAACCACUUUAAUGGAGCAAUGUGGAGACCGUGAACUUGUUCAAGCCUCUUUACGCAACAAAAAAGUGCUUCUUUCUAGGCUUAACAAUAUAAGUUCUGAAGGGAAGGCAGACUACGAGAAUGCUUUGCACAAAGCUUUUGUUGCCUUAAUGAACAUUCACAAAUUUAUGGGAAAUCAACACCAAAUGGGUUGUCAAGAUGUGAUUAUUCUUAUAACUGAUGGAGCGCCAGGAUUUUUUAAAGAAAUAUUUGAGCUUUAUAACAAGGAUAAAAGGAUUCGCUUCUUCUCUUUUGUAGUUGGUGAAGAAGCAAAAGAUUUUGAACAAGUUAGGUGGAUGGCUUGCUCAAAUCGGGGGUUUAUGGCACAUAUUGUUUCUAUGGCAGAUGUUCAAGAGAAAGUCCAACAAUAUGUUCGAGUUUUGUCAAAAACUGUGGCUCGUCAAAGAGCUGCGUUUAGUGAAAAUACACCCCUUUGGAGUGGCGCUACAAGGGAAAGAAUGAGUGAACAAUUAGCAGUUUCUGUCUCCUUCCCAGUUAUUCUACCAAAUGGACAAUUUAUGGGUGUUACUUCAGUUUCCGUCCCUUUAUUAGAAUUAACUCAGUUGGCACAUCCAAUUCGUGUUGGUGGAAAAAGUCAUUUUAUUUUGUUGGAUUCGAAUGGUUAUUUACUUUUUCAUCCACAAUUGAGACCUUUGGAAUCUUCUACUGGCGAACUUAAAUCUGGAUUUAACAGCGUAGAAUUUGCUGAUGCCGAAAUACAAAAACCUUUUUUGGCUAAUCGUGUGUCUAUUGAUUGUUCUACUGGGGCUGUUGAACCUAGAAAACUUGAAACUCUUUUUGCUUUUGAUGAAAUGAAACACAUAUACCCUCAAAACAAUCAUUACCACGUUGUUUGUAUUUCUGGAACUCCUUAUACCCUUUUAUUGGCUCUUCCAAAAGAUGACGUUCAAAGAUUGCGGAGAACAAUUCCUUUAAAUUUGUCUUUGUUUCAAUUGAAUUGGUUAAAAGGGAAUGAUUGGCGGUUACAAAAAGAUUGGAAAUAUUGUUUACUUAAUGAUAGUGAUUGGGCUAUUAGUGAAGAAGAUGCCUUUACUGAAUAUAUUAAACAAAUGCAAGAAAAAUUAUGCAAACCUCGUCAAAAAUUAGUUGAAAGGGCCUUGCUGGAUUUACAAGCAUCUACUGGAUUUUCUCAACUUUGGAAUAGGGAAUGGGAAAGGAAUAAAAAGAAUGGAAUUCAUUUGGCUUUCUUUGUGGGUACUUCAGGUGUUGUUCGCUUUAAAAAUGAAAGUUUGGAUCGUUUUCUUUAUGAUUUUGUGGAAAAUGACAAUCCGGAAAAUUCAGUACCCUCACUUUACCGUCACUUUUUGCUUGAUUUAAAUCCAAAUGCUGCAGAAUCUGAUUUUUUCCGAAGAGCAACAAGGCAACCUGAAGGACAAAUAAUAUUUGAUUUGAAUAGAAAAACUCGUCUUAGGCAUAAUAAAAAUGGAAGAAAAACAGCUUAUGGUCAUGCUGAAAAAGAUGCUAUAUUAGCUUUGGCAUAUAAAGCAAUUAAAGUAGAUGGGGCAUUAGCUGGAGUUGUUGGAAUUGAGUUUUUAUAUGAUUCUUUACUCUCUCAAAUGAGACAUAUUGGAUGUUUAUCAGAUAAUAAAAAGGGCGAAGAAGAAGAAGAAAAUUCUCGUUGUUAUUUAUUAGACGAAAAUGGUUUUGUUAUUUUCUCAAGUUCAAAAAACACGAAAUAUUCUAAUUUUGUUGAAACAAAUAUUUUAAUACCAGAAAAAUUGAAAAUGAUGGGGGCAAAUAAUUUAAAUAUAAAUUUUAAUAAUCAAAAAAGAAGACAAAAAGGAGGAGGCAAUUCUUCAUUAUUUGGUCAAAGAGGAAUUUGGGCACAACAAAAAAUAUUAAAACAACAAAAAUUGGAAAUUGAACAAAAUUUGGAAUUGGGAAAAUUUUUUGGACAAUUAAAUAGAGUUGCUGAAUGGACAAUGGAAUUGUUGAUACGUAGAGGGUUUUAUAAAAGGGAUUAUUUUACCGAUGCUCAAGCAAUUUGUGAUCCCCCUAAUGAUGACUUUCAAUCACAACAAUAUUCAAUUAAUAAUCCAACAAUAACACCUUCCACCACAACAAAUACUAUAAGUAUUACUUCUGCUGCUUCAACUAGUCAUUCUUUCAAAAUAUUUCCAACAUUUUUAUCAUUUUCAACUUCAUUAAUUCAAUUUAUUAAACAAUUUGUUUCAAUUAUUGCAAUUUUGCUCAUUCCAAAUGAAUUGCUAUCAGCUUCUUUUAUUCCAAUUAAUACCUUCUCUAGUCUUUUAAAAAUAACUGAUGGACGUUUCCAAUGUAGAAUGCAUUCAUCUUUUUAUUUGGGGCAGACAAAUGUUAGUAGUGAUGGGGUAAAUGGUGCUUUGUUGGAAAGUGAUUCUUAUGAAAGACCAUGCUCACAAAAUGCUGCCCAAUGUGCUGUUCGUGUAUUUGCUUCAUGGGUUCCCCAUACUAAUUUACUUUUAGUAAUAAUUCGACAAGAUUCUCAUUCUCAAUGUUUUUCUCAAGAUUCAUUUAGUCAUUGUCCAUUAUCCCAACCUCCAUCAAUUCCUUUUGGAUUUUCACAAAAUCUUCCAAUUUCUACUCAAGAUUCUUCUUCAGAACAACAACAACAACAAUCAAAUAAUCAAAAUGUAGAAUGUAUAGUUUCACAACCACAAGAAAGGAAUAAACCAAUUCAAUGUCUUAGAGAUGAUUUUUUGGAGGUUUUUAUUUUAAAUUUAGCGUAA